GGAGACUCCAUGCGGGGGCCAUGGAAAGAGCGGCGCUCCUGGGCCUGCCCCGCCUGUGCGCGCUGUGGGCAGCCCUGAUUGCACUGUUCCCCUGCGGAGCACAAGGAAACUGGAUGUGGCUGGGCAUCGCCUCCUUCGGUGUUCCGGAGAAGCUGGGUUGUGCCAACUUGCCGCUGAGCAGCCGUCAGAAGGAGCUGUGCAAAAAGAAGCCGUACCUGCUGCCCAGCAUCCGCGAGGGCGCGCGCCUGGGCAUCCAGGAGUGUCGGAGCCAGUUCCGCCACGAGCGAUGGAACUGUGCGGUCGCCGCCGCCCCGCCGGUCACCAGCCCGGUCUUGGGCUACGAGUUGAGCAGCGGCACCAAGGAAACAGCAUUUAUUCAUGCCGUGAUGGCUGCUGGUCUGGUGCAUUCUGUGACCAGGUCAUGCAGUGCAGGCAACAUGACAGAAUGUUCCUGUGAUACCACCUUGCAGAAUGGAGGCUCGGCAAGCGAAGGCUGGCACUGGGGGGGCUGCUCUGAUGACGUCCAGUAUGGCAUGUGGUUCAGCAGAAAGUUCCUAGAUUCCCCCAUCAGAAACACCAUGGAAAAAGAAAGCAAAGUUCUUAUAGCAAUGAACCUGCACAACAAUGAAGCAGGAAGGCAGGCUGUCGCCAAGUUGAUGUCCGUAGACUGCCGCUGCCAUGGGGUUUCAGGCUCGUGUGCUGUGAGAACAUGCUGGAAAACCAUGUCUUCUUUCGAAAAGAUUGGGCGUUUGUUGAAGGAUAAAUACGAAAACAGUGUCCAAAUCUCAGACAAAAUUAAGAAGAAAGUGCGCAGGAGAGAAAAAGAUCAGAGGAAGAUACCGAUCCGGAAGGAUGAUCUGCUGUACGUCAAUAAGUCUCCCAACUACUGUGUGGAGGAUAAGAAACUGGGGAUCCCGGGGACACAGGGCAGAGAAUGCAACCGCACGUCAGAGGGCGCUGAUGGGUGCAACCUCCUGUGUUGUGGGCGUGGCUACAAUACCCACGUGGUCCGCCACGUGGAGAGGUGUGAAUGUAAGUUUAUCUGGUGCUGCUAUGUCCGCUGUAGGAGGUGUGAAAGCAUGACUGAUAUUCACACCUGCAAGUAACCGCCCCGCCCAGGCUUGGACAAGA
Chrysochloris asiatica (Cape golden mole) is the source of this 1131-nucleotide messenger RNA. RefSeq names its product wingless-type MMTV integration site family, member 16 (gene WNT16). Gene Ontology annotation, biological process: canonical Wnt signaling pathway; cell fate commitment; neuron differentiation. Gene Ontology annotation, molecular function: frizzled binding; cytokine activity. The record is from RefSeq and is a predicted model, not a curated record. Bases 21 to 1106 code for a protein of 361 amino acids. NCBI's taxonomy places the organism in Eukaryota, Metazoa, Chordata, Mammalia, Afrosoricida, Chrysochloridae. Gene Ontology annotation, cellular component: extracellular region. The transcript is spliced from 4 exons.